AUGGAGCUAAGCGGAAGGAGCUGCGGUGCGCACAUGCGCGCAUCGGCUGCGUCAGCAUCGUCGACGAGCGUCAGCAGCCAGCGGCAGCUGCUGCGGCUGUCACGCCGUCCGGCAUCCGCGGCGCCGGCGCGAGCCCUGCGGCCCGCGCCCCGCGCGCGCAUGCAGCCGGCCGUGCUCGCGGCCAAAGGCAAGCACCACCAACAGCACGCGCCCAAGAAAGCGGCCGGCGGCGGCGCCUCGACGCCCGGCGCGGCGGCGACAAGCAGGACAGUGGCAGUGGUGGCGGUGACGACCGCAGAUGCGGAUUUGGCGACAGUGCUCGUGUCGCCAGGGACGGCUGGAGACCUGGGGGCCGCGUUUGGCGGCGGCGCGCUUGGGAGCGGGGAGAUCGACGUGGCAGUGGCGGACAGCGAUGAGGAGCUCGACUGCGCGUCGCGGAGCGGCCCAAUCGUGCCUGCAGGCGUCCUGGGGGCGGCCGGUCUCGCGGGCGUGUCUGGGGAGGGCUCCGUGCGCAGCAGCCAGAACCACCACCGCUGCCUCGUGCUGGACGCGGCUUACCGGCCCAUCAACACCAUAUCAUGGUUUAGGGCUGUCAUGAUGGACGUCGGGGGUAAGGUUGACAUCCUGGAUUACUACGAGAAUGUGUACGCGUACAGCGCCUACCAGUCGCACCAGCUGCCCGCGGUGCUGCGCGCGCGCGCGAGCGUCAACAUGCACGAGCUGGCGGGACGCGUCGCGCUGACGCGCCGCAACGUCCUCUCACGCGACAAGAAUACCUGCCAGUGA
Messenger RNA from Monoraphidium neglectum, 786 nucleotides. RefSeq lists its product as hypothetical. Lineage: Eukaryota; Viridiplantae; Chlorophyta; Chlorophyceae; Sphaeropleales; Selenastraceae. The transcript is spliced from 5 exons. The record is from RefSeq and is a predicted model, not a curated record. Bases 1 to 786 code for a protein of 261 amino acids.